Eriocheir sinensis (Chinese mitten crab) is the source of this 5520-nucleotide messenger RNA. It is a transcript of the gene gem, whose product is annotated as transcription factor CP2-like. Lineage: Eukaryota; Metazoa; Arthropoda; Malacostraca; Decapoda; Varunidae. Bases 1186 to 3474 code for a protein of 762 amino acids. The transcript is spliced from 17 exons. Gene Ontology annotation, biological process: regulation of transcription by RNA polymerase II. Gene Ontology annotation, molecular function: DNA-binding transcription activator activity, RNA polymerase II-specific; RNA polymerase II cis-regulatory region sequence-specific DNA binding. Gene Ontology annotation, cellular component: nucleus. The record is from RefSeq and is a predicted model, not a curated record.
UGAGAGGGAGAGAGAAAGAGAGAGAGAGAGAGUGAGGGGCAGCCUGUGAGUCCGUUGAGAAAUUCCUUUUACUCGGUAGUGUGUCGAGGCUGUGACAGGCAAUCCAGCGUGGCCAUGGCGGGUUAGGAGUGUCUCUGGCCCUCACACGGACGCGUUCCUCCUGUCAGUGACCAUCAGCGGGGCAACGGCGAGGGGAGACUGACCCAUUCUUCUCCCUCACCUCGGAUCUCUCGUGGCCCUAAGAAGGCAAACCCAUCAACCCACUGAAUAUUCCCUCAUAAGCCUUGAAAAUGGGGUAUUGGGGUAUAAAGCCGUGAAGAUAAUACCCACAGCCUGGAAACUCCACAAUACCCAUCUUCCCGUCACCCAAGUUACUUUCUUCAUCUCGUGGGCAAAGAACAUAAGCCUAUCACUUCACUAUAGGCCUUCAAAAUGAUGUGUUGGGGUAUAGAACCGUGAAAAUAGACGUGGAAAUAAUACCCAAGGCCUAAAACAUACCCAUCACCCAGUUACCUUUCCAUCUCUCGUGGGCUAGAACACAACCCUGUCAACCCACAGUAUUCCUGAAUAUUACCUCAUAAGCCUUGAAAAUGGAGCAUCGGGGUAUAAAGCCGUGAAAAUAAUACCCCCCUCCCCUAAAACUCUAUACUCCCCAUCUCCCUAUUUCCUUUCCCCAUCGUGGCCUUUGAAGAACCUGCCAUCUCCACAUACCCAUUUUAGACGUACCUCAUAGACCGUGAAAAUAAUGUGUUUGGGGUAUUAAGACAUCAAAAUGCUACCCAUCAUCAAUACCCCUUAAGACCCAUCUCGUGGGCUCUGAAAAUCAAACCCAAGAACGGUACUCACACCAAAUUUAGGCCUGAAAAUCACAUCCAUAGGCCUAGGGAGUGAUGCGAGGAGGGUGAGAACAAGAUAUUAACACUACCCACCGCCCAGUGUGCCUAUUUAGGUGGACUUAUGGAUGAAAUUGCAGUGUGGGUUGAGCGCUGUCAUGUGAUGUGGCUGUGAUAGUGAAGGAUACACUUACACGAGGCCUCAGGAUUGUUCAAGAGAGGUGAGUGUGACUAGAGAGGUAGUGUAGUGGUGGUGACUAGUGGUUGUGGUAGAGGAGUGGUGGUGCUUCUCUCCUCCUCCUCCUCCUCUUCCUUUGGCCUCAUCUCACCCCCCUGCUGAGGAUGCCUUAGGAUGCCACGUGAAGCUCAGAUGAAGGUCGCACCGUUUUCGUCAGCAAAAAUGAACACCAUCAGCUACCCAACGCUGACCUGCGGCAGCGGCAUGGGGGAGCCAGAGGUGUUGGGGCGGAGCACUGGGGGUGGGGGCGGUGGGGGCGGCGGGGAGACUGGGACUGGAGGGAGUGUUGCCGGUCGCACCCGCAAGCGAAUCCUCGACCCAUUGGAGGCGCAGGAGGAUGACUCAACCGCCCGGCGGCUUGGGGUCUUCACGGACUGGCAGGACACUAUCAAGGGGAUUGGCGUGCCGAAUAAGAAGGGUUACAUGGACGGGGGGCACCAGCGGCCGUGGGAGUCAGAGGACAUCGACCAAGGCCUCGCUGCCGAUCUGGAUGACUCCCUGUCCGGCCUUGGAGUUGACAUCAGCACGGUGGGGAAUCAGCACUGCCACCACCCUGAUUACUGCUGUGGGCCUUAUCAUCACCAUCAACAUCAUCAUCUCUCUUCACCUGCAGUUCAUCAUGUUGAAAAGGCAUCGUACAACAUGAGUGAGGCUCUGCUGGCCCUGCCAACGGUGCAGCAGUUCAAGGAGGAAGGAAACUCGUCUAACCAGGACAAGCAGAGCGUCACCUCCUCCACCCCUGCCACCUUUGACGAAUCCUCGCAGACCAACACCACCGACAGGCUGUUCAAACUCCUGAGCAGUGAUAGCAUCUCAGACUGCCAGCAGCCCACCAUCCACCAGCUCCUGCAGCAGCACCUGGGCUCCAACACCUCCCACUUGCAAGGUUCUAACGCCACCAACACCUCCAGCAUGGCCGGCCACCACCUGGGCAGCGUGGCGGUCAGCUCAGGCCUGGAGGUGGUGCAUGAUGGGGUCACCAUGUCCCCGCAGCCCAUGGCUUACGAGGAUAAUAGGUUCCAGUACAUCCUCGGGGCGGCCACCUCCGUCGCCACCAAGGUCAACGAGGAGAGUCUGUCCUACCUCAACCAGGGCCAGUCCUACGAAAUCAAGGUCAAGAAACUCGGUGAUCUCACUAGCUGCCGGGGAAAGCUCUACCACAGUGUGAUUCGGGUUUGCUUCCAUGAGCGGCGGCUGCAAUACAUGGAGCGCCAGCAGCUGGACAGCUGGCGGCAGAUGAGGCCUGGGGAACGCAUCCUAGAGGUGGACAUCCCUCUCUCCUAUGGGAUCUUCGAUGUGAAGCAAGAGUCCGGCAACCUGAACACGUGUGAGUUUGACUGGGACCCCACCAAGGAAGUCGGCGUCUAUAUCAAGGUGAACUGCAUCAGCACAGAGUUCACUCCCAAGAAACACGGUGGAGAGAAAGGUGUGCCCUUCCGCAUUCAGGUUGAAACCUACUCGCAGACCAGCUCUGGCAUGGAGCGUCUGUACGUGUGUGCAUGCCAGAUCAAGGUGUUCAAGCUGAAAGGAGCAGACCGCAAGCACAAGCAGGACAGAGAGAAGAUAAUGAAGCGCUCGCCCUCGGAGCAGGAGAAGUACCAGCCGUCUUGCGAGUGCACCAUCCUGACAGAGCUGUCUCCUGAGGUAGUGUAUGUCCCAGUACCUGAGUCCUCAUCCCCAGUCAUGGCUGCCACCUCAGGGGUCAUGGGUCUUUCUGUCCGUGGCAACAGUCCCCCCAUCGAUAUGAAAAGUGAAGCGUCUUCUGUGGACACACCCAAGUGUGUUGAGAAUGGCCUGCAGCACCAACAAAUUGGAGCCUUCGAGGGAGAUGAGGAUAUGUGCAGCCCAUUCUUUGGUGUGCCGCUACACUCUGGCAGCAGCACCGCCCACACCUCCGCCUGGCUGAUGGCCAACCGCUUCAACAGGUACCACAAGAUGUUUGCCAACUUCACCGGCACCGACAUCCUGCGCCUCUCACGCUCGGACCUCAUAGAGAUGUGUGGCAUUGCUGAUGGACUGCGGCUCUUCUACGCACUGCAUGCCAAUCAGCAGACCCACACUUUUCUCCCCAGGAAGGUGACGCCACGCCUCACCGUCUAUGUCUGCAUGGAGCACGAGCAGCUGUACCACGCCGUCUACCUAGAGAACCUCAGCUGCCAGGAGUUCACCCAGAAGCUGUGCACGCUGCUCCAUAUCUCCAUUGACCGUAUCCACGAUGUAUACCUCCAGGGCCCCUCCGGCAUCCACAUCCUGGUGACUGAUGAGGUCGUGCAGAAUAUGGCUGAGGAAACAACACUCUCCAUUGAGGUGCUGCAGGACAGUGCCCGGGAGAGGUACCGGCUACUCAUCCGUGUCAUCAACAACAAGACCAACACUUCCACCUCCCCUGGGCCACAAUCGUAGUACAGGCCUCUCCACCCCUCCUCCCCUCCCCCUCCCACUCCUCCACCUCCCCUUGUCAAAAGCCCCACCCUGACCCCGUCUCCCCCAUCACCCAGUAAAGUUAGUGACUAUCUUAAGGUAUAAUCUUAACAAUAAACUGAGAGAAGCAAAUGUACUAGCUGCUCAAACUGCGUACUUCAUGCCCCCCUCACCUCCACUUCACUCCCUUUCUUCCCAUCAAUUCCUCCCAGACCACCGUGCUCUAUGUUGGUGCAGGGACUUACUUGUGUGGCCUGUGCGUGUGUGUGCCGUGGUUGGCCCUGUGCCGCCUCUGCCCCUCCCCGCAGUCACUUGUGGGACCUGACAUAUGUGCAUCCUGUUUGUUGCUCGUUGUUAUCGUUGUUGUUGUCGUGUCACCGAGAGAUUGAAACAGAGACAAAGACAGAGUGUUAGCUUGAGGUUUAUUUUUACACCAUUUAUUUUGUAUUUUUGUAGUGAAACUUGCUGAUUUGCAAUUGGUCAUUCACUCAAUAGCUGAAGUACUGUUGGUUGGGCGUGACAGUGAGGCAAGAUGAGGCUGUUUGGCGGCGUGCCAUGAUGAUGUAUUGAUCAUGAGCACCAAGAGGCUUGAAAAUAUCCUCAGUGUUCAUGUUUAGGUCAAGAGGCAUGACAGGACUAAUGUGUUAGUAUGUGCAGUAGUAAAUGCAGGACAACACAAGCCACUUUACUGUAGGUAAAGCAAAGUCACCACUGCCUAAGAAGGCCAUGGAGUCUCCAGAGCACCCUCACCAAUAACACUGUACUCAAGCUGCAGCAGGUUUCAUUGUUAUACAGUAAACAAAUAUUUUGGUAUGGUAACAAAAUUAACAUUGCCAACAUACAAAAGCAUCUUCCAGACUGUACUGAAGGAGCUAAUACUCAUGUCAAUGGCUUUUAGAUCAUGAACAUACGUACCAAAGUAUAUGGAUACUUGUCAUAUCCUUGGAAAAUUUGUGAACCAUUUAAAAUUAACACAAGUCAUGAUUCUUGUGGUGUAGAGUUUUGUGCACAAAGGGGCUUCCUCACAGUAGGUAGUGAAGCUGUACUGACCUGCUCAAAGUGACUCGUGCUCCACACGGAAUUGGUGAAUUUUCAUCUGGCAUCUCACAAACACAAGCACAUCACUUUUAAAAAGACGGAGAUAUAUUAUAAUUCUUUACUAAUGUAAUAUUACGAUCACAGUGAAAGUCCAGGUGACUUUUACAUGUUUUGGGUAGUGAAAAAACGUACAAAAUACGUAUAAUUAUGGGCGUCAGGUUAACCACUGUAAUUAUUUUUGCAAUAAUUGAGUAACCUUGUAAUUUAACUGUAUGCUAAUGUGUAAGGGCAGAUUAUGAAAUACUCGUCAUGUGAUGCCACAGCUGCUGCUGGUCACCACAAACCUAAGAGACAAUAACUGACAGGACCUGAUACUGCCAGCAUAUGUUGACAAUGUCAUAUUUCUUUAGUUCUGCAUUCCCACAGUUUUCUUUUACAAACACAUUGCCUGUACGUAAGGAGGGGCAAGUGGUGCCCUCAGCCCUCGGUGCCUUAUGGAGAGCAGAACCGUGAGUCUGUACAGCACCAGCACAGUGUGGUGUGUGUUAAGUCUCAUGCUGAAGUAUGUACCUUGCAACACUGGUCUGAUACCUGCCAUCAUCUUGCCAUUUCAGGUUAGGUGUAUAAGUGAAGAAUGUAAUGUGAUGCUACUGGCCAGACUCAGUAGUAGAAAACUUGUUUUUCCUAAAGUUAAUGGCAUUUAAUUAUGGUAAAUUUGUCUAGCAUUCUCAAAGGGUUAGUGCUUGUCUAAAACCUUUAACCUGCUGGCUGCGGCAUCAAGUAGUAGUUAUUACAAUGAGCAGGUUAAAAUUUCUAAGUUGGGCAAAACUAUUUUUUUGUUACAGUAAUGGCUAUAUAAUUACAAGUGGGUAAACCUGUAUACAAUCAAUAUUAAUUUAUCUCUAAGGAAAAUUUUGUAAACAGUGCAAACCAUAAUAAUCAGUAAAAAGAUAAUUGCAGUUUUGUAUUAAUAAAAUGUCCCCAUUAAAU